AAAUCACCACUGGGGGUUUGCUAAAGAACAACCACAACAAAAAAUGUAUACAAACAAUCGGCAGGUGUGAAAUCAAUUAAAUUUGUGACUUGAAUCGGACUGAAACCCCCACCAGGAUGCUGGGCCCUGUCCAGAGUGCUGCCUUGCACAGCAUGGCCUGCCAGGCGAUUCUGGUCUUGAUAUGCCUGGUUUGCUACGGAUGCGGCGGUCUAAGUGGUGCCACCUUCGUCUUCGAUGACACGGUGGCCAUCGUGAAGAACAAGGACGUCAAUACGUUACCCACCAACUGGACGGCUAUAUUCACCCACGACUUCUGGGGCGCCUCCCUGCUCAGCUCCGAUUCCCACAAGUCCUUCCGGCCGCUGACUACGCUCAUGUUCCACUACGAAUACGCCAUGCUGGGGUUGAGCGCCGGCCACAUGAAGUUCCUGAACCUCAUACUUCACUGCGUGAACACUCUGCUCAUGUGGCGUCUAGUGCGAUCACUCAAUGUUACGGAGAUCAACGCGGAGCGUUGGGCCAUUAUCUCGGCCGCGUUGUUUGCUGCCCAUCCGAUCCACACGGAAGCUGUCUCCGGAGUAGUGGGACGAGCAGAGCUCAUGUUUGGUUUGAUUCACCUGCUAUGCCUUCUGCUUACCGCGGCCAAUUGCGGCAGGAGCAGUCCCCAAAGUGUCGGUCUCGUCUUGCUGCUCUCCGCCGUGGGGAUGCUCUUCAAGGAAUCGGCCGUCACCAUUCCCAUGUCAUGCGUGCUCCUCGACUACUUUCAGAAUGGGUAUUACCUUUUGCAGUUCCGGAACCAGUGGAAGCUCAUUCAAUCCAGGGUGAGCUACUUUGCGUACGCCGUGGGAUCUGUUGGCCUCUUGACGGCGCGCCUAUGGUGGCAGGACUUCGACUCGCCUACAUUCAAGGAAGUGGAUAAUCCAGUGGCCCACAAUGCAAACAUACUGACCCGGGGACUGUCGCAACAGUUUCUGCUGGUUAUGAAUAUCUGGCUGAUGCUCUGUCCCCAUUGGCUCUGUUACGACUGGGCCCUGGGUUGUGUGAAGUUGGUGACCAGCAUCUGGGAUCUGAGACUCCAGGGAGUUAUCGGCUUCUACUCCGUUAUGUUGGUGGCCCUGAUGAACUUUCGCCGCUUGCCGGGAAUGAUGCUGGCGCUGGGUCUGAUGAUCGUCCCCUUUCUGCCAGCCUCGGGAAUCAUUCGAGUGGGAUUCGUGAUCGCCGAGAGAACCCUAUACGUUCCCUCUAUCGGCUUCUGUCUCUUGUCCAUCUACGGGUUUUUGCACUGGUACGAGGGCUAUGCUGACAAACCCAUUUGGAGGACGAGUCUGAGGAUUCUACUGAUGUUCCUGUUUACGGUGAUGAUACUUAGAACGCGGCAACGGGCUUCCGACUGGCUGAACGAGGAGAACUUGUUUGCAUCCGCCCUGAAGGUGUGUCCCGACAACGCUAAGGUCCAUUACAAUAUCGCGCGUCUGGCUACCGAUUCGGGCAAUAAUACAAAGGCCUUCGUCCAUUACCACAAGGCCAUCGACCUUUAUCCCAGUUACGAGUCAGCUUUAAUGAAUCUGGGGAACCUGUACCGGGAGCAUGGGCAGUUGGACACCGCCGAGGAGUACAUUCGACAGGCUCUGCAGGCAUUCCCCACGUUUCCCGCGGCCUGGAUGAAUCUGGGAAUAGUUCAAGCGGCGCGGCAAAAAUAUGACCAGGCCUUGGGCAGUUAUGAGAAGGCCCUGAAGCACCGACCCAACUUUGCCGUCUGCUACUACAACAUGGGAAACUUGUUCCUCGAGCAGAAGCGGUUCACCAAGGCUCUGCACCAUUGGCAGCAUGCGGUGGCCCUUAAUCCCCGGCAGCCUAAGGCCUGGGCAAACAUUCUAACAAUGCUGGACAAUAAGGGUCUUCACGAGGAUGCUCUGCGCCUCUCCACCCAGGCUCUGACGCACCUGCCCAAUGAGGUGAGCAUCUUGUUCAUUCGCGCCAACGUCCUGGGAAAGAUGAAACAGUACCUUGAGGCCGAGAGUGUCUAUAAGCGUGUUAUCGAGCUUGAUCCGCGCAACAUGCUGUACCACACAAACCUGGGCGUGCUGUACCACCGAUGGGACAGGGCAGAGGAGGCAAUCAGGGCCUACCAGGCGGCCAUAAGCAUCAAUGCGGCAAGGGCAAGUACGGCGAGAGAGAAUCUCGGCAAGCUUCUGAAGCGCCUGGAACGGGAGGCCCAAGUCAGAAAUGGGUAAGCGACAGGUACUCCACCGAGCUACCUUGUGUUAGGAUAGCCUAAAUAGCCCACCUCUAAAAGGGUUGUUGAAUAACCAAAUGAUUUUGGUGCAAACUCAAGUGGCAUUUCAUUUUGGAGAGCAAGGAGUGGAUCUCUGGAUCACAUAAGGUUGUAAGGAUAAGUCACUAGUCUAGCAAUCCGAAACCAACUUACUGUAGUUAUUGUAAUCUCGUCCUGUAGACCUCCCUGUAACUACUAUGUCCCGUCCUCAAAUCGUGUAAUUUAUAACUUAUUUCGUAUGUUUAGGAUAAUUAAUUUAUUUAUUAAUUUAAUCGAGGGUAUAUACAAUUUGUGUUAAAACUAAUUAAUGAUCAAACAAUUACAAGACGGCUUAUAUAAAUUAGCUAAGUUCUAGAACGUAAGGACUACACGAAAUACUUGCGAGAACAGUGACAGAGUUGUGGCACCGUUUUGUAAAAUGAUUCAAUUCCAUUAAAGAUUCAUGAUUCGAAUUUAAAAAUAA
Molecule: messenger RNA, 2738 nt
Organism: Drosophila ananassae
Lineage: Eukaryota; Metazoa; Arthropoda; Insecta; Diptera; Drosophilidae
Gene: Tmtc4
Product: protein O-mannosyl-transferase TMTC4
Exons: 1
Coding region: 117-2234 (705 amino acids)
Biological process (GO): protein O-linked glycosylation via mannose; endoplasmic reticulum unfolded protein response
Cellular component (GO): endoplasmic reticulum
Molecular function (GO): mannosyltransferase activity; protein binding
Source: RefSeq, a predicted model, not a curated record